This is a messenger RNA of Sphaeroforma arctica JP610, 357 nucleotides long. RefSeq lists its product as hypothetical. The record is from RefSeq and is a predicted model, not a curated record. Bases 1 to 303 code for a protein of 100 amino acids. The transcript has a single exon. NCBI's taxonomy places the organism in Eukaryota, Ichthyosporea, Ichthyophonida.
AUGCAGACAUUCACUGCGGUCGCGGAUUCGAGUUACUGGACCGUGAGAAGUGCUGUGCAAAGGGAGAUGACUGUGAAUCGGGGCUGCCUGACUGUAGUCAACACACUUGUUGUGAGAAGCGCAAACCAUCGAGACCACACGAUCCUACGGGCAAUUACUACAAGUGUGGCGAUAUAUCAUCUGACAAGUGCAAACAUGGUUACAAGCACGACACUGAAUGCUGUCGGUACACUAACAAAUGUGGCCACUACGCUUCAAUCAAAUGUGGCACUUCUCAUUGCUGCAAGUAAGUUCAGAUUAUAGUCGCAAUAUAUUCUGAAGCGGCUGCAUGUAGAGUUGUAAUAUACAGGAAUCAUG